Selaginella moellendorffii is the source of this 933-nucleotide messenger RNA. RefSeq lists its product as uncharacterized. NCBI's taxonomy places the organism in Eukaryota, Viridiplantae, Streptophyta, Lycopodiopsida, Selaginellales, Selaginellaceae. The record is from RefSeq and is a predicted model, not a curated record. The transcript is spliced from 5 exons. The coding region runs from base 111 to 806 and encodes 231 amino acids.
UUUAGGUCUUCCUGUUUUGCCCGGAAUGCGAGAGGCGCGGGCUAGCGCAGUAGGGAUGAGGUAAGCGAUCGAUCCAUCGGGAGUAUGCCCUCGCCAGGGCGCCGAGCAAGAUGAUGAGGGAUGAGGACACCGAGAGCAGCACUAGCACCAAUAGCAAUAGCAACAGCGCUUCGUCUACAUCCUCUUCUCUGGACAGGCCAAUCGAUCGCCCGGCGGUGAUUAGGAGCGGGAAAAGCUGCACUGGAUGCUUGUAUCACUCGAGCUAUCGCAAGGAGAAUGGCCGGAAUCCACUCUGUGUGGGGUUGUCGCGCUCCGAGAAGCAAGCUUACAAGGGAAAUAAUCCUCACUUAGAAGCGCUCAACGAUGAGAAGAGACUCUUCGAGUUUAAGUACGCGUGCCUUGGAUACUCCGUGUACAAGCAAAGCACUCCUUCUGGAGCUGGCCAGGAUAGACGGGUUGAAUUGCCUGCUUGCCUGGGAAUUGAGAUGCAACUCUUGGAUCCCAGAAAAGCUCCACAGCAUGCUCAUCAAACAGUUCCUGGACAAAUGCCAGGCCAACUUUCGGACCAAGCCGAUGCUCACGAAGAAGGUCCUCGUGUAGCAGUACCACAGACUCCUCCCCCUCCUCCUCCCAGCCACCGUCCUCAAAUUGCUGGACCAACUCGGAGCGAUGAAUUUGCGACGAGGUUUUUCCGAACCGCGGGAUUGAUAGCAACAGCCGUUGGGCACAACUUGUCAAGAGUGGCCGGAUCCAUCAAGACGGGCCUGGACGACAUCUUCUAUCCGGAUCGUCGCCGGCCAAAGUGAUGAUCCAGCGACUCGCUCGAUAGCAGUACAAAUCGAAAGAGAUAAGUGAAAUCAAAAAGCCUUUCGUUUUCACAGGCCCGCUCUCUUGCUCGUUCCAGGAAGUAAUAAAACACCAUAGUUGCGAGCC